This is a messenger RNA of Penicilliopsis zonata CBS 506.65, 792 nucleotides long. RefSeq lists its product as hypothetical. The record is from RefSeq and is a predicted model, not a curated record. Lineage: Eukaryota; Fungi; Ascomycota; Eurotiomycetes; Eurotiales; Aspergillaceae. The transcript is spliced from 4 exons. The coding region runs from base 1 to 792 and encodes 263 amino acids. Gene Ontology annotation, biological process: mycotoxin biosynthetic process.
AUGUCUUUGAUGUGGAAAUCGGUCAAGGUCUACCUGGCUGGAUUCUCGACUUCCUCCUACUCUCCGUUGCGCACCGAUAGCCCGGAUUGCAUAGAGGAGCAAGCGAGGGACUUGGAAAAAGCGGAGAAAGUUGACGCAUCUGGUCGACGCACCGUCUGCCUCAGUCUCUAUUUUCUUCUGGCCUCGAUUCUUCUCUAUGCCCUGCUCCCACUGUAUCCCCCGUCGGACGAAUAUUGUGAAGGCAAAAUGUGGGCGUGGAGCCCUAUCCUCGGGGCUUCGAGAUACGAAUGGCGUCAAAUGGACUCCAGCCAACUCCCAGGCGCAUUAUACGGCGGCCCUCCCACUGAAGAUCGGCUGGACGCGUGGGAACACAUAGUGGAAGAUGGAUUUAUCGGCUUUCCCCGCGACAGACUGAAAGCCAUUCGAAAAUCAGAGGCCGAAGACUGGUGGUCAUUGCCCUACCCUGAUCAAGACACAAUUAUUGCUGGCCCAGAAUUUUACCACCAACUACACUGCGUCCGACUGCUGUGGCUGGCUGCUUUACGGGAUGAGUGGGAUUAUACAAAGGGAGGGAAUAUAUCUUCGUGGCGCUAUGCUAUGCAUACUAAGCACUGUUAUCUUGCACUGGAAAAAAUGCUCGAGUGCCAGGCGGACAUUUCGCCAGUGCUCUUCGAACAGGGGGAUGGCGUUUGGGAGACCCGAAAUGCCCCUCACAAGUGCAAGGACUUCCCCGCCCUUGUCCAGUGGCAAGCAGACAACACUGUUUGCGGACGUCCAUGCCAGUACAGCUAG